GCGCAGUGAGUCAGUGACAGCUGCACACAGCUCAUCUCAUAGAGCCGAGAGCCUACACCGGAUAACUAUAUUACACCUUUCAUUAUUUUUAAUUUCAACAGCGGCAUUCAGAGAAUUAGGCAUAUUUCACAUUUAGUGAUCCCCCAAAAUCUCGAAAGUUUUGAUUCAAGUUUUUACAAGAUGAGUUCUGAACUGGACGCUGUUGAAGAACGACUUAAACGAUUAGAAAAAUAUGUACUGGGGGAAGAUGUCCAUCGACAAGAUGAUGAACAGUUGAUAGAUACAAUGCUGGCUGUUUCACGAAAAUUGGCUAGUGUUGUUUCAAAAAAUGAAAAAGUAUCUUCUGCUCUGAAAAGAGCUGAUGAAGUCAAGAAAUAUGCAGAUCCUUUAUAUGCUGAAUCUGAUGGUUUUAUGCCUGAAGCUGUGAAGCUUCAGCUCCUACUAUCUAAGGAAGAGGAUAUGAAAGAAGCCCUCAACCACUUUCAAAAGAUGAAUUUGUUAAAACCCGUUCUUGAUAGUCAAGCGAUACAAAAUGUGCCUCAACUAGAAAGUCAACUUUACAAAAUUUCUUUGCUACAAGAAAGUCAAGAGAAAAAAGUGUCUAACCUAUCAGAUGAUACCUAUGCAUUGAUUAAGAACUAUAGUAAUUUUGUUAACGAUGUUUCACAAAAGUUAGCUGAGGUUGAAAAAUCAACAAGCAAAACAGAAAAGUAGCACAUAUGAUUUUCAAGUGUUUGUAAUCAAUUGUGCGGAUGAAUCUUCAAACCCCAACCGCUUUUGCUAAGCAAUUCUAUACAUUAUUAUUACUUAUUA
This is a messenger RNA of Daphnia pulicaria, 813 nucleotides long. RefSeq names its product dynactin subunit 3-like (gene DCTN3-p24). The transcript is spliced from 5 exons. Gene Ontology annotation, cellular component: dynactin complex. Bases 181 to 714 code for a protein of 177 amino acids. NCBI's taxonomy places the organism in Eukaryota, Metazoa, Arthropoda, Branchiopoda, Diplostraca, Daphniidae. The record is from RefSeq and is a predicted model, not a curated record. Gene Ontology annotation, biological process: cytoskeleton-dependent cytokinesis.